AUGCAGGGCACAGGGUGUACGCUUAACUAUGUGAACUUGAUUGAACUUGCUGAUGUUCGGUCGCAGAUCGGCGGAUUCUCUGCGAUCGGGCCGUCCCGGCAUGCUCUCGAUGUUCCCCGUCGAACCGUACCUGCAAAGAUCACACACAGCUUUCGGUUGUCGUGGCCAAAGGUCAAUGAUAAGCGACGUGCUAUGGUGGCACGCUCAUCCAUGCAACAGAGGAGCGUGAGGCCUCGUCUCUCUAAUGCGCACCUAGUUAAUAUAUCCACCUGGGACAUCGAGAUGCACCGCUGUCCCUUCGGUUUAGUAUCGAUCGCCAGCUUCUAG
Messenger RNA from Penicillium verrucosum, 327 nucleotides. RefSeq lists its product as uncharacterized. Lineage: Eukaryota; Fungi; Ascomycota; Eurotiomycetes; Eurotiales; Aspergillaceae. The coding region runs from base 1 to 327 and encodes 108 amino acids. The record is from RefSeq and is a predicted model, not a curated record. The transcript is spliced from 2 exons.